Molecule: messenger RNA, 1738 nt
Organism: Suillus fuscotomentosus
Lineage: Eukaryota; Fungi; Basidiomycota; Agaricomycetes; Boletales; Suillaceae
Product: galactose oxidase
Exons: 5
Coding region: 386-1459 (357 amino acids)
Molecular function (GO): protein binding
Source: RefSeq, a predicted model, not a curated record
AUACAGGUCUGCACUUGUCCUCCAUUAAUAAAUGUUCCUUGCAAAUCGUCGGCUAGUGCUGACGGUAAUGAUACGCGGAAUCAACUUUUAACCACGUCGCACUACGCGGCCUUGAUGAACAUUCAACCCUUGGGUAACUGACCAGACCAAACCCUUUCACUGCGACCUUAUCAUGAUGGAAGCUCCGGAGGCGUGUAAGUGUGCGAUGGAGCGAGAGAGUAUAAUAGGCUUAAUUGAACCGGCCGCGUGCACGCCACUGAGCGCUCAUUAAUCGUCGCAUUCAUCAAGACGAUUGUCACAUCGUUGUCUUUUUACUAAUCGUCUAGUACAUAGUACCACCCAGCACUCCGUAAUCGCUCCCCCAGUUCCUGAUAUAACGUACACGAUGUCGAUCCGAUGGACAUGCCUAUCAUCUCUCCCAACUAAAGCACGAUCAUCCCACUGUGCUUCUAUCGCGAAUAAAGGCACCCUAUUGCUAUAUGCUGGCGAGUUCCAGCCACGCAAACCUGUGGAUGGAGACGUUCACGUAUUUGAUCUGAACAGCGCCAUCCAGCAAUCCGUAGCGGAUAGUGCUGGCUUAUGGCGUACCUUGUCCGCAUCGUCGAAGCCGGAACCCCGAGUGGGCGCGACAACGGUGUUCGAUGGUGAAAGUUUGUACAUGUGGGGUGGAAGGGGGGGCGUUGAUCCGACACCUCUUGACCCCAAGCAAGCGGGCAUAUGGAAGGGGCAGAUAUUGCAGAAUAAAGUAAUAUGGGAGAAGCUCGAAGGCAAGGGCGACGAGCCCGUCACGAGAAGCUUCCACGCUUCCGUCUUGGCUAAUGGAAAAUUGUACAUUCAUGCAGGUUGUCCUGCAUCUGGUCGCCUCUCUACUCUUCAUUCUUAUGAUCUGCAAUCCUCUCUGUGGUCACUCUGUGCAGAUGCGCCCGAUCCUGCCCGUGGUGGCACUGCCAUCGCUUCUGUAAAACUUCCAUCAUCUUCCUCCAAUGAGGAAGUCAUCAUUCGAUUCGGCGGUUUCGCUGGGUACCAACUCCCCACCUCAACACCGCGACCCUUAGAUAUUUACACACCAAGUACCAACUCCUGGACAACCGUCGUACCGUCUGGCGAUCCGCAACAGGGAUAUCCCGGAGCACGCUCCGUCCACGGUCUCGUCCCUCUUUCCACGCCUGAUGGCACGGGAGUCGCAUUGCUCUACCACGGCGAGUCUGACGCCUCCGACCUAGGCCAUGCAGGUGCCGGGAAAUUUUGGGACGAUGCCUGGGCGCUGGUGUGGCGCGAAGGUGGGCUAAGGUGGAAGAAGUUAAUAAUAGAAGGUGAUUCGACUCCGGAGGGCCGUGGCUGGUUCCCCUCAACGUCCUAUACCGCUCCUGGAGGUGGUACCCGAGUAGUUCUCUCGGGUGGCCUUCUUAGUUCGAACGAGCGUAGUGGAGAGGUGUGGGUUGGCGAUGUCCAAGUCUGAGCUCUGCUUUCGAUCUGAAAGAUAUGUGCGCUCUGAAUCGUGCUAAAUAUGGUUGGAGUUGCGAUAAGGAUGGGAGCUAUGGCUGUCCACGAUCUUGUGUUUUUUCCCCAAGCCUUCAUUUCAGAAUAAUCAAUUUUAAAACCAUGAUUUCUCUUUUCGUUUACUCUAGCAAAUCAGGUUGAUAUCGUGGUACCGUAGAAUGUAACCGAUGUGUUCAGUUACACACAACCUAACAAUGGUCGAUGCAUCAAUGAAUGAAUGACCUCUGAUCUGAACUCA